Molecule: messenger RNA, 1098 nt
Organism: Phytophthora nicotianae INRA-310
Lineage: Eukaryota; Oomycota; Peronosporomycetes; Peronosporales; Peronosporaceae
Exons: 3
Coding region: 1-1098 (365 amino acids)
Biological process (GO): proteolysis
Molecular function (GO): cysteine-type peptidase activity
Source: RefSeq, a predicted model, not a curated record
AUGCCGCCGCGGCUGCGCAACGCUCAAAAGCGCCCCCUGUCGGCGGACGACAUCGACGUCGACAACGACAGCAACGCAUCCGACGGCUCAUCAGUCACAUCCUCUGCUUACCAGAUCUUCCGGGUGCGGACCAAUACCUCUGUCGCCGUGCGCAAUGGCAGGAUAGAUGCCCAAGGCUCUUCAGCGUCCAAGCUCUCCGCCGAGUGGGAGAAUUACGCAAAAACCUACGUUUGUACGCAUUAUGGUAAGUAUCAAUCACAAGCCACAAGUAAACGUCCUCGACAGGAGACUCGGGCCUCGGGAUGCUCUGCCCAGAUUAAUUUGUGCGUUCAAGAGAUUAACAAAAACACUCACACGUUUGCGCUCAUGAUCACCAAGUGCCGGCUUGAACACAACCACACUUUGAACGAGUACGCUUUCAAAAGCCACUCUUCCAAGCGUGUCUCGCUGUAUGAUACUGCGUUGAAGACUGUGGAGGAGCUCCGUAAGGCUGGCGCUAAAAAGACAAGCAUUCUCAAGUUUAUCAAGGACAAUUCAAACAGCAACCCCACCCCGCAGGACGUCCGCAAUCUUGUUCGCAAAUUAAAAGCUUCCGAAAACGGAAGUGGCCCCAGUUCCAGUGCGAAGCGUUUAAAGAAGCUAUUCGCGGAAAGGGUCGAUACGAUUGGUAUCGAUACCUCCAUCGCAGGGAACGUUAUGAAUGGCUUCUUGCCGGUGGAUACAAUGAAGAGUGUGCUACUUGGGGCGACGGGUGAGAAGAUUUUAAUUCCAGUAAUUUGCGGCAAGAACCACUGGUGUUCAAUCAUGAUAGACCUGACAUGCAAGGACGUGUUAAUCUACGAUCCGAUGAAUUCAAGCUAUGGAUCAAAAGUUCGACCCCUCGCUGACAAGUUGGUGACAAUGCUGCCAGAUUUUGCUCCAAGAAAGUACCGAGUUCGACUGUAUCUUAGUGAGCUUGGAGUGCAGGUCGACAGCUACAAUUGUGGCAUGUAUAUGCUGUUAGCUUUUGAGGUUUUUGCUGGCGCCAAUACUCUCAGUCUACUGAGUAGAAAGGAGCUUCAGUACCUUCGCUAUCGAUACCUUUGCAUGUGCAUUUAA